Chaetomium globosum CBS 148.51 is the source of this 621-nucleotide messenger RNA. RefSeq lists its product as uncharacterized. Gene Ontology annotation, molecular function: copper ion transmembrane transporter activity. Gene Ontology annotation, cellular component: membrane. Gene Ontology annotation, biological process: copper ion transmembrane transport. Bases 1 to 621 code for a protein of 206 amino acids. The transcript is spliced from 3 exons. NCBI's taxonomy places the organism in Eukaryota, Fungi, Ascomycota, Sordariomycetes, Sordariales, Chaetomiaceae. The record is from RefSeq and is a predicted model, not a curated record.
AUGACCACCACUUUCACCACACCCAUGCCCCCACCACCACCCACAACCAACCCCUCAACCCACAUGACCCCGUCCCCCAUGGCCAUGACCUUCUCCCCCUCACACCACCACGCCCCUCUUCUGGGACUGGUGGACGCCUCGCAGCACAGCAGCGUAUGCAGCAACAUGCCCGUCCUGGAUGCUAGGGUGGGACUGGGUGGGCGUGGUUUGAGAGGAGGUGGAUGGGGGCGGGGGCGGGGGCGGCAUGGUCGCGGUCGGUCGAGGAAUCAUGAUGGGGGGGGGUUGUUGGCGGGGGAGGGGAAGGAGAAGGUUUGUGGGGAGAGGGAGGACCUGGGACCGGAAAUGGUGUUGUCUGGGUUGGAGGGUGAUGAGAGGGAUGGUGCUGCUGCUGGUGAUGCGGAAGGGGUGAGGCGGUGGUGGGGUGGUGCGGCGCUGGGGUGGCGGUUGUGGAGGGCGGGCUGUGAGGUUGUGUUUGUGUGUUUGGGAUACUUUUUGAUGAUAGCGGUAAUGACCAUGAACACGGGCUACUUCAUCUCGGUGCUGAGCGGAGUUUUCCUCGGCAUGUUCCUGCUCGGUGGCACGAUUGAAAAUAGCGCAGGGGGUCCGUGGCAUCAAUGUUGA